Messenger RNA from Lolium rigidum, 440 nucleotides. RefSeq lists its product as uncharacterized. The coding region runs from base 87 to 440 and encodes 117 amino acids. NCBI's taxonomy places the organism in Eukaryota, Viridiplantae, Streptophyta, Magnoliopsida, Poales, Poaceae. The transcript has 5 exons. The record is from RefSeq and is a predicted model, not a curated record.
GGCAUCAGGACGAGGGGUUGCCGGGAUGGAUUCUGCAACACCGUGACGUCUUGUCUUCUGCAACCAGCCCCAUCCCUCCGCCUCCCAUGACUCUUUUCUCAUCGAUCUCACGACGCUGCUACACUCCCGCUUCAUCAACAUCCUCGACGCGCAUAUGCAUGAUCCCAGCUAGAAAGCUUGGUGUCACCCAAUGUACUAGCGAUAAGGCGCUGAUCGCUUUUAUCAUUGUCUACAAUGUAUCAGUUAGCAGGGAAGGAAUAAUAGUUACAUGGUGUAUGGUACAGUUCUGGGAGUUAGCCGAUGGCAAUAUAUUUGCACUUUUAUUUUGGUGCUUAACAGUUGAAGUAUGUGCACCAAGGAGCUCUAGGAGUUGGGGAGGAAGGAGGAGUCUAGGGACAUCAAUUGGCAGCGCCGGGAAGCUCAGCAAGAGUCAAGCUUAG